UCCGAAAUUCGCGAUUUUAAUAAUUAUUAUUUUAUUUUUAAAAGAUCUUACGUAAAGUCACAAACAUGGUGUCUUAAUUUAUUUUUACCAUAGAUGGCGCCACCGUGCUCGAGGUAGUUAUUUUUUAGGAUUUUUUUUGGGUGAAGUUAUAUUACUCUUUGGGUAUUAGAAAUACCUUUACAUUAACUUUUAUAGUUAUGUAAUGAGAUAUCUCGUCUCAUGCGCGGGAAAACUGCGAAAAUUUUCGCAGUGUAAGCAGCAAGUUUUGUAUAAGCAGCAAAUUUUACUAAGGACGCAAUCUUAUUUAACCUAUUCAUUAUUGAAAAUGAAUUCCGGAAGUGGAUUUGUGAAACCACCCAACAUUCUCAUUUAUGUGGGAGAAAAUCGGCAACAUGUUUUUAAAAAUGUAGCUACUAACAUCCUUCGUUGUCUCAACGUAGAUAAAUAUGUUGUUUAUGAACUUAAGAAAUCUCAAGUUCUCGCAACUCCAUGGAAAGAAAAUGUAGCUGUUUUAGUGUUGGUUUCGGAAGAAAUUGAAUCUAGUAUUUCUGAAGCUUUCAAAAAUUAUCUCGAUAAUAAAGGCAAGAUGAUUAUAUUUUGUUCAAAUUUUGAAUAUAUUAGAGCUGGUUUGAAAUAUAAUGUAGUACCUGGAGGGGACAAAGUGAAUAUUAGUUAUAAAAAUAUUUUGAACGUUCCUGUUAUUCGUGGGAAGUAUUCAUAUACUCUUGAUGGUGGACAUAUUCUGGCUACGAAUUCUGACGAAGAAUCUGUAAUAAUUAAAUCUAAUGAAAGUGGCGAUUUUAUUAUUUCAUCAGUUCACUUGGCAUUAGAUCCUGAAUUGGUCAGUCAUACUGAAGAUGCAGAAAAAGAUAAAGAAAAUCGUUUGCUGAUAUUAAAGAGUAUUUUAGGUGAUCAAUUAGGAUUAGAAAUAAAAUCUGUAACCAUACCUUCACCUACUCCUGGUUAUGUCAUUGUUGAUGAUGACAAACUGCUUGGUGAACUCAAGAGCAAAUUCAAUUCCAAAGAAAUUCACCUUGGAAAGCUUGAAAACUCCUUUUCAGUCACAGCUGAAUUGCUAGGCACUUCUGCUGAUGUAUGUGUGCCUAUAUUAUUUGAAAGUGAUGGGGCAGCCCCAAUUAUUUUUGACAAGAUAGCUUACUUUUCAAACUUAAAAUCUGAUCAUUUUGGCCAUACCGUGGUUUAUUUUCCUGUUAUAACUUCCACAAUGAUUGCAGCUGAACAACUCUCUGAGCAUGAGAAUAUAGUUAUAAUAGCUGGGCGACAGAUAUCUGGUCGAGGUAGAUCCGGUAAUAUAUGGAUAAGUCCAGAAGGUUCUGCGAUGUUUACUCUGCAUUUUAGCUUAUCAUUAUCCUCAAAAUUAGGCCAAAGAAUGUCAUUGUUGCAACAUAUGGCAUCUCUUGCUGUUGUUCAUAGUAUCAGAAAAAAUCCAAUAUAUAACAAACUUAAUUUAAGACUUAAAUGGCCUAAUGAUUUGUAUUUAGGAAAAGAUAGGAAAGUUGGUGGUGUUCUUGUCAAUACUACAAUCCAAGGAAGUAUAGCUCAUGUUUAUAUCGGAAUUGGAAUCAACGUUGCAAAUGAACAACCUACAGCAUGCAUCAAUAGUGCAAUUGAAUCUCAUAAUUCAGUCACUGGUGAUAUUUUGCCUUUACUGAAACCAGAAGAAGUGAUUGCUUUGGCAUUAACUGAGCUAGAAAAUAUAAUUGAUGAAUUUACGAAAUCUGGACUAGAUAACUUUUUAUCUUCAUAUUAUUCGUACUGGCUUCAUAGUGGUCAGCGUGUCACUCUUUCUUCUAUUAAUAAAGAAGCAAUAAUACAAGGUUUAGAUGAUUAUGGAUUUUUGAUUGUUCAAACUGCGGAAAAAAAAUGUUUAACUUUGCAGCCUGAUGGGAAUCGCUUUGACAUGAUGCAAAAUUUAAUAAUCAGCAAAUAAUGUUGCCAAAUUUAUUUUUACAAAGUUGGUUUUUCUGUUGUUUUUUUUAUGAUAGAUAUUUGAUAAGCUCGAGUGACAUUAUAUUAUUUGAAAAUUUUAUUUUUUAUACCAAUAUGAGAUGAUUCAUUAUUCUAAUUUCAAGCUGUAUCUUAGAUGAUGCAUUUAAUAUCUAGAAAUUUAUUUAUCUUUAUUGUUUUAGAGA
Molecule: messenger RNA, 2153 nt
Organism: Argiope bruennichi
Lineage: Eukaryota; Metazoa; Arthropoda; Arachnida; Araneae; Araneidae
Gene: Hcs
Product: biotin--protein ligase-like
Exons: 1
Coding region: 203-1951 (582 amino acids)
Biological process (GO): protein modification process
Cellular component (GO): cytoplasm
Molecular function (GO): biotin--[biotin carboxyl-carrier protein] ligase activity
Source: RefSeq, a predicted model, not a curated record